Molecule: messenger RNA, 1844 nt
Organism: Salvia splendens (bonfire salvia)
Lineage: Eukaryota; Viridiplantae; Streptophyta; Magnoliopsida; Lamiales; Lamiaceae
Product: protein SLOW WALKER 1
Exons: 1
Coding region: 84-1670 (528 amino acids)
Biological process (GO): rRNA processing; positive regulation of transcription by RNA polymerase I
Cellular component (GO): nucleolus
Molecular function (GO): protein binding
Source: RefSeq, a predicted model, not a curated record
UAUAAGUAAACCCUCUCUCUUCUCUUACUUGCAAUCCCCCUCCAAUCCCCCUAAACCCUAGUAUCCCUUUUCGCCGUUCAACAAUGGCGGAAGCCUUCCCGGUUAAGCCGAAGCUCCGACCCACCUCCAGCAAACUCACUCCCUCGCCGGAGGCCAAGUACUGGAGAUCAUUCAAAAUCCCUAAAGAUAUCGAAACCACACCAUCAAAAUCCUUCACUUUCCCAAUUAAUUCCAUCGCAUUUUCGCCGCUAGCCCCUCACGAUUUUGUUGCUACGCAUUCCGCCAGCGUCUCCAUUUUCUCCGGCAAAACGCUAGAGCCUAAACCCACAAUCUCCUCUUUCUCCGACACCGCCGCUGCCGUAUCCUUCCGCUGCGACGGGAAGCUCCUCGCCGCUGGAGACUUGUCCGGCACCGUCCACGUGUUCGAUGCUAAGUCCCGCAGCCAUCUCCGCCGUCUGAAGGGCCACGCAGCCGCUGUCCGGUCAGUAAGUUACCCUCGCGCCGCCGAUAAACUCCACCUCUUCUCAGGCGGAGAUGAUUCCGUUGUUAAGUAUUGGGAUGUUACGACUGAGAAAUCCGUGUUUAAUCUCUUAGGCCACAAGGAUUAUGUGCGCUGCGGCGAUGCUUCGCCUAUUAGUGAUGAAAUGUUCGUUUCUGGAUCGUACGAUCAUAGGGUUAGGGUUUGGGAUGUGAGAGUGUCGAAUGCGAGCUCUGUGAUGGAAUUGAAUCACGAGAAGCCCGUGGAGAGUGUGCUGUACCUUCCCUCCGGUGGCCUAAUCGCCACCGCGGGUGGUAAUUUUGUUAAGAUAUGGGAUGUGAUUGGUGGUGGGAAGUUGCUGUAUUCGAUGGAGAGCCAUAUCAAGACGGUGACUGCACUUUGUAUGGGUAAGGUUGCACGAGGGAGUGGAGAGGAGGCCGAGGAGAAUAGGAUCCUGAGUGUUGCAUUGGAUGGAUAUAUGAAGGUGUUUGAUUAUGCAAAGUUGAAGAUCACCCAUUCCAUAAGGUUCCCGGAGCCACUUCUAUCUGUAGGAUUUUCGCCUGAUUGCUCGACUCGUGUUAUAGGGACAUCCAAAGGGAAUUUGUAUAUCGGUAGAAGGAAGGCGAAGGUGGAGAGUGAGGAAGUGGUUGGUGGUUUGCAGUGGAAAAUUGUGGAAGAUGAUCCUGGCAGGAAGGUUCCAAGGCCUUCCUAUUUUAGGUACUUCCAACGAGGGCAAAACUUGAAACCCUCGGAAGGGGAUUACUUGAUCAAGAGGCCUAAGAAAGUGAAGAUGGCUGAGUUUGAUAAGCUCUUGAAGAAGUUUAGGCACAGGGAGGCGCUGGUGGCUGCUUUGAAUCGGAGAAAUCCAGAGAGUGUUGUGGCUGUGAUGGAGGAGUUGGUGGCGCGUAAGAAGUUGAAGAAAUGUGUGUCCAAUUUGGACACGGAGGAGCUGGCGUUGCUGUUGGCGUUUCUACAGAAGUACUCGACCAUGCCAAGAUAUGCAGGGCUGCUGACAAAGCUGGCGAAUAAGGUUGUUGAGUUGAGAGCCGAGGAUAUAAAAUCGUCGGAUCAACUAAGAAGUUGUAUUAGAAAUCUGAAGAGAGAUGUUGAAGAAGAGAUCAGAAUACAACAAUCUUUGCUAGAAAUACAGGGAAUUAUUUCACCGAUGCUGAGGAUUGCUGCUAGAAGCUGAAGUUAGUGAGAUUAUGUGUUUGAUCUACCAAGAUUUUAUUGGAAUUGGGAGAAAGACUCGUUAUGUUUUUUUGUAGGAUUGAUCUCUGUUCUAUUGUUGUCCAAGGCCAAUUUUUUUGUUGAAAUAGAAUGAUUUUUGGUUCACAUAGGUUGCAAUGAAAACUGCUUUGUUUCA